AUGCCGAGGGAUAAACAAUCAUCGCCUCCAUCCUCUUUUGAGCGUCGUCCCCGGCGCUCCCACAGGUCAACCUCCCGCGUCAGCCAUUACAACGUAGUCGGUGCACAUAUGUACUUCUUCCGCCCCACUAAGGCUUAUCACGCAGAAGUGGAAAAUCGGGAUACAUGUCCUGAAAGAUCGGGUUCGCUUUCCGCUGCCACCAAUGUAGCGUCCUGA
This is a messenger RNA of Echinococcus granulosus, 216 nucleotides long. RefSeq lists its product as hypothetical. NCBI's taxonomy places the organism in Eukaryota, Metazoa, Platyhelminthes, Cestoda, Cyclophyllidea, Taeniidae. The record is from RefSeq and is a predicted model, not a curated record. The transcript has 2 exons. Bases 1 to 216 code for a protein of 71 amino acids.